GCAGCCUCAUCAACCAGCCCAUUCCGUAAAGAGAACACCUCUUCCAGCUGCGCAGUACGCAAUCAUGCCCGCCGACCUCCUCGGGCCACUGGCCGUAUUAUCCCGCCAGCCGCAGUCGCAACGCUACAUUAAAGCCAUCAGAAACCUGGGAGAUGCAUGGCGCCGCCUCGUCGACGAAUCUCUAUCUGAGUCAGAUACCAAUUCCACCCUCGUGGAAACCAACUUCGACCUUGAAGAGGAUAUCCAGGUGAAUAACGCUUAG
Aspergillus homomorphus CBS 101889 is the source of this 262-nucleotide messenger RNA. RefSeq lists its product as uncharacterized. The coding region runs from base 65 to 262 and encodes 65 amino acids. The transcript has 2 exons. Lineage: Eukaryota; Fungi; Ascomycota; Eurotiomycetes; Eurotiales; Aspergillaceae. The record is from RefSeq and is a predicted model, not a curated record.